This is a messenger RNA of Sinocyclocheilus rhinocerous, 1075 nucleotides long. Its product is annotated as gastrula zinc finger protein XlCGF8.2DB-like. The record is from RefSeq and is a predicted model, not a curated record. Gene Ontology annotation, molecular function: DNA-binding transcription factor activity, RNA polymerase II-specific; RNA polymerase II cis-regulatory region sequence-specific DNA binding. The transcript has a single exon. Gene Ontology annotation, biological process: regulation of DNA-templated transcription. The coding region runs from base 2 to 922 and encodes 306 amino acids. Lineage: Eukaryota; Metazoa; Chordata; Actinopteri; Cypriniformes; Cyprinidae.
GAUGCUGCUGAAAGAAGAGAAUGAAGUACUGAAUGAAAUGGAAGAGAAAACUCAGUAUGAGCAACAUCUUGAUUUCAUAGCUGGAGAAAAAUCUUUUAUUUGCUCACAGACUCAAAAGUCCAAAAAAAAGGUUUCUUCUCGAAAAAGAGCCCAAAUUACAGGAACUAGAAGUUAUUUCACCUGCCAAUUGUGUGGAAAAAGUUUCAAUAGAAAAGAAAGCUUUAAAGUCCACAUGAGAAUUCACACCGGAGAGAAGCCUUUCACCUGCCAACAGUGUGGAAAAAGUUUCACUCAAAAAGUAAGCCUUACAGUCCAUAUGGGAAUUCACACUAAAGCGAGCCCUUUCACCUGCAAACAGUGCGGAAAUAGUUUCACUCAGAAAGGAAGCCUUAAAGUCCACAUGCGAAUUCACACUGGAGAGAGCUCUUUCACCUGCCAACAGUGUGGAAAAUGUUUCAUUCGAAAAGGAGGCCUUAAAAGCCACAUGAGUGUUCACACUGGAGAGAAGCCUUACACCUGCAAACUAUGUGGAAAGAGUUUUACACAUAAAAAAUCUCUUAAUUCCCAUAUAAAAAUUCACACUGGAGAGAGCUCGUUCACUUGCAAACUGUGUGAGAGGAGCUUCUCGCGAAAAGAAAGUCUUAAGAAACACAUGAACAUUCACACUGGAGAGAAGCCGUAUGUAUGUUAUCAGUGUGGAAAAAAUUUCAGACAAAAACCAACUCUUAGUACCCACAUGAGAGGUCACACUGGAGAGAAGCCUUAUACCUGCAAUCUGUGUGGAAAGAGCUUCUCACAAAAAGGAAAUCUUACGAUUCACAUGAGAAUUCACACAGGAGAAAAGCCAUUUGUAUGUGUUCAGUGUGGCAAGAGUUACAGAAGUAAAGUAAACCUUAAUUGCCACAUGAAGAUUCACUCGUGAAAACUGUUCUAAAUGUCUUCAGUGUGGAAAGAGUUUCAGAUAAAGGUAACACCUCACACCAGAGAGAAAGCUUUCAGCUGCCCUCAGUGUGGAAAGAGUUUCACACUUGCUCCUCGUGGCUGCCGGCUUCACCCGGCCUCCUGGCUCUGCCCC